GUGUAGGUGGCGCAGCGAUCGAUCGUGUCGGCUUUUAGUCAGCUGGGGGUGUGUUCGCUAUCCUGGGGCGUCGGCUUUGUUUUUCGACAAAUCCCUGAUUACAGGGGACCGAGAUGGACAGCCAGGGCAGGAAGGUCAUAGUUUGCGACAACGGGACGGGGUUCGUGAAAUGUGGCUACGCUGGCUCGAAUUUUCCGGCCCAUAUUUUCCCCUCUAUGGUCGGACGACCUAUAAUCAGGGCUGCGAACAAAAUUGGCGAUAUAGAAGUGAAGGAAGUAGCAAAUGUGCCAGAUUUAAUGGUAGGCGAUGAAGCAAGCAAGCUGCGCUCAAUGCUGGAAGUUAACUACCCCAUGGAGAACGGAAUCGUGAAGAACUGGCCAGAUAUGUGUCACGUUUGGGAUUAUACGUUUGGACCCAACAAAAUGGACAUCGACCCCAAGGAAUGCAAAAUUCUCCUGACUGAACCGCCGAUGAACCCGACGAAAAAUAGGGAAAAGAUGAUUGAGGUGAUGUUUGAAAAGUACGGCUUUGCUGGCGCCUACAUCGCCAUCCAGGCCGUGCUCACCCUUUAUGCUCAAGGCUUGCUGAGUGGCGUCGUAGUCGAUUCGGGCGACGGUGUUACCCACAUUUGCCCAGUCUACGAAGAGUUUGCGCUUCCCCACUUGACCCGUCGGCUCGACAUCGCUGGCAGAGACAUCACCAGAUACCUGAUCAAACUGCUCCUGCUGCGGGGCUAUGCCUUCAACCACACUGCCGACUUUGAGACUGUGCGCAUGAUGAAGGAGAAAUUGUGUUACAUCGGCUACAACAUCGAAACCGAGCAGAAACUAAGUCUCGAGACAACUGUCCUCGUUGAGCCAUACACCCUUCCUGACGGCAGGGUGAUCAAGGUCGGUGGAGAGCGGUUUGAGGCGCCUGAGGCGUUGUUCCAGCCCCAUCUGAUCAAUGUUGAAGGACAGGGUAUUGCCGAAUUGGUGUUCAACACCAUUCAAGCCGCGGACAUCGACAUGCGUUCGGAACUGUACAAGCACAUCGUCCUGUCUGGAGGCUCGACCAUGUACCCUGGUCUUCCAAGUCGGCUUGAGCGCGAGAUCAAACAGCUCUACCUUGAACGAGUCCUCAAGAAUGACAUUGAUAAACUUUCGAAAUUCAAAAUCCGAAUUGAGGACCCGCCAAGGAGAAAGGACAUGGUGUUUAUCGGGGGAGCCGUUUUAGCCGAAGUGAUGAAAGACAGAGACACCUUCUGGAUGACGAGGGAGGAGUACCAAGAGAAGGGGGUGCAUGUCCUGAGCAAGCUGGGCGCACGUGCAAAUUAAUUUAAUCUGCCUCUUGAAUAUUUCCGCAUUUACCCUUUCCUGUGUUAAAAAUUUGUUUUUACAUUGAAGCAAUAUAUUAAUGUUCUAUUAAUUAAUUUUAUAUGGAAGAAAUUUUAAAAUAAUCCGUGCAUAAAAUUGUAAGUUACAUUCCAUCCAAAUUUCUCGAUUCACAAAACCAACCUUAGCAUCACUCUCCAGUUAACCUCAUAAUAAUUUAAAACAUCUUCGCAAUAAAACUUAUGAAACUGUAAA
This is a messenger RNA of Cloeon dipterum, 1568 nucleotides long. It is a transcript of the gene Arp2, whose product is annotated as Actin-related protein 2. Gene Ontology annotation, cellular component: Arp2/3 protein complex; actin cortical patch. Bases 114 to 1316 code for a protein of 400 amino acids. Lineage: Eukaryota; Metazoa; Arthropoda; Insecta; Ephemeroptera; Baetidae. The transcript is spliced from 10 exons. The record is from RefSeq and is a predicted model, not a curated record. Gene Ontology annotation, biological process: Arp2/3 complex-mediated actin nucleation. Gene Ontology annotation, molecular function: actin filament binding.